AAAAAUACUUGUCAUCAUGUAAUGCUUAUUAUCCGAGAAAACCUGCGGGCUCUUCACGAAGACCUGCAUGAAAGCAUUGUCCUCUGUUUUGGUAAUGUGAAGCUUCUUCAUAUACAACUCAAAUUUCUCAUUUAUAAUAAUCUCUCAAGAGAAGCGCAUUUACUUGUUGUAUUGUGAUGAGCUACCCACUUGUUCAAGAAACAGCUUCCCAUUUCCCAAAACCCUCACUAAACCCACAAACACAAAACAUCCACAAUUUCGAGCUCAAAUUCAGAGCCAUAUGCAACAAUCUCUUAUCCCUAACCCAAUCAAGAACCUUACCCAAAGGCCUCUCUUUACACGCUCAUAUCAUCAAAUCAGGCAUUCAAAUUAUCCCACUUGUUUCACACCACUUAAUCAACUUCUACUCAAAACUCCAACUCCCACUUCAUUCCACACAAGUCUUCCAUGAAACACCUUUCAAGUCGUCAACCACUUGGAGUUCACUUAUCUCUUCACUUGCCCAAAAUGAACAACCCGUUCUUGCUUUAAGUUAUUUUCGCGAAAUGUUGCGUAAUGGGGUUAGGCCUGAUGAUCAUAUUUUCCCUUGUGCAACCAAAGCGUGUGGGAUUCUUGGUGAUUAUCGUAUCGGGCAAUCCAUUCAUGGGUUUGCUUUGAAAAUUGGGUUUGAGUUUGAUGUGUUUGUAGGGAGUUCUUUGGUGGAUAUGUAUGCGAAAUGUGAGAGGAUUGAGAUUGCUCGUGAAGUGUUUGAUGAAAUGCCUGACAGAAAUGUGGUUACUUGGAGUGGAAUGAUAUACGGCUAUGCUCAAAUGGGUGAGGAUGAGGAAGCUUUGAGGCUUUUUAAACUUGCUUUAAGUGAAGGUUUGGAUGUAAAUGACUUUACCUUUUCGAGUGUGAUUCGUGUGUGUGGGAAUUCCACGUUGCUUGAAUUAGGGAAGCAGAUACACGGGUUGUGCUUGAAAACUAGCUAUGAUUCAUCGAGUUUUAUUGGGAGUGCGUUGAUAUCUUUGUACUCCAAGUGUGGUCUUGUUGAAGGUGCUUAUUGUGUUUUUGAUGAGGUUCCGGUUGGGAAUUUAGGGAUGUGGAACGCGAUGUUGAUCGCUUGUGCUCAGCACGGGCACACGAAAAAGGUAUUUGGGUUGUUUAAGGAAAUGGAGAGUGUUGGAAUGAAGCCGAAUUUCAUUACCUUUUUAUGUGUGCUAUAUGCUUGUAGCCAUGCUGGGCUGGUUCCAGAAGGGAAAUUUUACUUUGAUUUAAUGAAGAAAAAUGGAGUUGAGCCUGGAGAUCAACAUUAUGCUUCCCUUGUCGACUGUUUCGGCCGAGCUGGAAAAUUACAAGAGGCGGUUCAAGUUAUUGAGAAGAUGCCAAUGCAACCAACAGAAUCUGUUUGGGGAGCUUUGUUGACUGGCUGUAGAAUCCACAAGAACACUGAAUUGGCAGCUUAUGUGGCCGACAGGGUCUUUGAGUUAGGUCCUGUUAGCUCAGGUGUACACGUUCUACUGUCCAACGCAUAUGCUGCUGCUGGUAGAUAUCAAGAGGCUGCCAAAGCUAGAAAAAUGCUUAGAGACAGAGGUGUGAAAAAGGAAACUGGUUUGAGUUGGGUUGAGGAAGGAAAUAAAGUACACACAUUUGCUGCUGGAGAUAGGUGUCACUCAAAGUCUAAGGAGAUAUAUGAAAAGUUGGAUGAAUUAGGUGAUUACAUGGAGCAAGCUGGGUAUGUUGCAGACACAAAUUAUGUGUUGCAACAGGUUGCUGGCCAUGAAAAGAGUGAGACUAUCAGGUAUCACAGCGAAAGGUUAGCCAUUGCUUUUGCGCUUAUCAUCUUUCCACCCGAAAGGCCUAUUAGAGUUAUGAAAAACUUGCGUGUAUGUGGCGAUUGUCACAAUGCAAUAAAGAUUAUUUCGAAGUGCACCGAAAGAGUAAUUAUAGUGAGGGAUAACAAUCGAUUUCAUCGCUUUGAGGAUGGGAAAUGCUCGUGUGGCGACUAUUGGUGACUGAACUCCUUAGUGGAGAGGUUGGGAUCACAUCCAUGAAUGCCUUUCAGGUGGGUUUGCAGGUUUAGCUAGCAACUUCUCUGCUUGCUGAUGGAUUUGCUGUUGCCGUCCAAGUAGGAUCACACAUUUUUUUUUUCCCCUUGAUUAAUCUAGGUUGUGUCUGCAUGAUUAUUUUGUGGCUUAAGGACACAUGGAAAAUGGGUCACUUGUCAAUUGAUUAUGAUGUUUUUGACAGCGGAGAUCUCUUUUUCUACUUUAGAAAUGAGGGCUAGGGUGGCCUCAUUUCGCCUUACCAACCCCAGGGGAACUCCAAAUGCAGGCCUAGAUCAUUUGUACAAACAGACUUUUUGGGUGCUAAGAUCCAAAGUCUAUGUCCCGCCGCCCUCGCCCCUAUCUCUAAAGCCACUAACUUCGGUACCCGGGGCAUUUCCCUUACAUGCUGAAGCAAGAAAGCCCCAACCAGAGAAUCUAAUAGAGACAUUACUAUUAAUAUUCUGACCAAAAAAAUAAGACAUUCCAUGCCCUCGGAGAAUGCUUUUACCUAAUUUUGUAUAGCUGAAAGUUGCCAAAUCGGUCGAAAGAAUUGAAAGGAAUGCUGGAAAAAUUAGUUCAUGCCACGACGAUCUAUAUGGAGGGGCAGUUUGGUUGAUGCAUUCCUCUUGAGAAUGAAGAAGAAGAGAGAUCUUCUUUUUCACAGGAAAUUUACAUUCUUUAUCAUGAGUCAAAUCAAUUAUUAUGCAUUAUUCUUUCUUCCUUAACAUCUAAGGAAAUGAUAAGUCAGUUCUUUGGUAUC
This is a messenger RNA of Lycium ferocissimum, 2787 nucleotides long. Its product is annotated as putative pentatricopeptide repeat-containing protein At5g52630. The record is from RefSeq and is a predicted model, not a curated record. Lineage: Eukaryota; Viridiplantae; Streptophyta; Magnoliopsida; Solanales; Solanaceae. Gene Ontology annotation, biological process: RNA modification. The transcript has 2 exons. The coding region runs from base 177 to 1994 and encodes 605 amino acids. Gene Ontology annotation, molecular function: protein binding; zinc ion binding; RNA binding.